This is a messenger RNA of Epinephelus lanceolatus (giant grouper), 5725 nucleotides long. It is a transcript of the gene kcnj12b, whose product is annotated as potassium inwardly rectifying channel subfamily J member 12b. Gene Ontology annotation, biological process: regulation of monoatomic ion transmembrane transport; potassium ion import across plasma membrane. Gene Ontology annotation, cellular component: plasma membrane. Gene Ontology annotation, molecular function: inward rectifier potassium channel activity. Lineage: Eukaryota; Metazoa; Chordata; Actinopteri; Perciformes; Serranidae. The record is from RefSeq and is a predicted model, not a curated record.
UGCAGCAGAACAAGAUCAGAUAGCAGAUAUACCAAGAAAGUGUGAGACUGUCGACUACCCAUGACUCUAAAAUAAGCUCUGAGGGAUUGAUUUUUGAUUGGAUUGGACCCUACAGGCCAUGUGAGCCAUGCAGACAUUUCAUCUGGAAUAGCUGUGAUCAACUUGUUGUGCUAUUUUGAGGGUCGAAAUUAUACCUUCAGUGCUUUACUAGUCAUUUUCUAAUUUCUUUCCUGUUUCUGAUCAACUGAAUAUCAUUCAUGCAGUAGCGUUGGAGGACAGCACAGUAGGAGUGAUUGUAAUGCUCUGCUUUUUGAAUGGAGAAAGAGACACGUUAAAACUAGGAGGCACAGGCAUGAUGGUACUCUGUGGCGGUUUACUUUUCUGCCUCAGGAGGAUAGAGUGGUUCUACCCGUAACAGAAGAGAAGAGUUGAAGGAAGCCUGAGGAGAAACAUGCAGCAGUUUGGAUAAAGACUGAGAGAUACUGAAGAAACAGAAAGUUGGGAAUCCACAUUUAUUGGGAACAUUUGCACACAAGGAAACUAUUUUUGUGCCUCACUUCUCAAUUCCAGCUGACACUGCGUCUGUUCUGGAAGGAGCCACACACUUCCUGUGAGCCUGGUCAGUUUUGUAUGAGCCGGGCUGAUCGUGUAAAGUGGCUCACGUGGCUCUGCCCCACUGAGGCAUGAGUGUGGGAAGGGCCCACCACCACAGUGUCGUGUCCUGUGAAGAAGAAGGCCUGAGACUAAAUACCAUGCCUGCUGUGGGCAGCUUCGGCAAUGGCAAGAUUCACACAAGACGCAAAUACCACAGCCGGUUUGUCAGCAAGGCUGGCCAAUGCAACAUCAAUUUCUCAAACAUGGAUGAGAAGUCACAGCGGUACAUAUCUGACAUUUUUACAACAUGUGUGGACAUCCGCUGGCGAUACAUGUUCCUGCUAUUCAGCCUGGUGUUUGUGGCAUCCUGGCUAACAUUUGGUCUGGCGUUCUAUGUCAUCGGCCUCCUACAUGGUGACAUGGACCAUCCUGAAGGGGACGACAGCUUUGUUCCUUGCGUCACACAGGUUAACACCUUCGUGGCAGCUUUCCUUUUCUCCAUUGAGACCCAGACAACCAUUGGCUAUGGUGCUCGUUGUGUGACAGAGGAAUGUCCGGCUGCUGUCUUCAUGGUGGUCUUUCAGUCCAUCAUGGGCUGCAUCAUCGAUGCCUUCAUGAUUGGUGCCAUCAUGGCUAAGAUGGCAAGGCCCAAAAAGCGUGCAGAGACUCUACUGUUCAGCCACAAUGCAGUCAUUGCUUUACGUGAUGGGAAACUGUGCCUCAUGUUUAGGGUUGCUAAUCUAAGGAAGAGCCACAUUGUGGAAGCUCAUGUGCGAGCCCAACUCGUCAAGCCCCGUUACACAGAGGAAGGCGAAUACAUCCCCUUGGAUCAGAUUGACAUGAAUGUCGGCUAUGACAAAGGCACAGACCGCCUGUUUCUGGUUGCACCCCUCACUGUCAUACAUGAGAUUGAUGAAGACAGUCCACUGUUUGGCAUCAGUAAGCAAGAUCUUGAAACAUCUGAUUUUGAGAUAGUAAUUAUACUUGAAGGGUUGGUGGAGGCCACAGCCAUGACGACACAGGCACGCAGCUCUUACCUGCCCUCAGAGAUCCUGUGGGGUCACCGCUUUGAGCCCGUCAUCUUUGAGGAGAGGAGCCAGUACAGGAUAGAUUACGCCUACUUUCACAAAACAUUCGAAGUACCCUCCACCCCCAGAUGCAGUGCCAAGGACAUGGAGGAGAGAAAAUUCCCAACAUCUGGUGCCAACUCUUUCUGCUAUGAGAAUGAGCUUGCCUUCAUCAGCAGGGAUGAGGAGGACGAGGGCGAUGUGGAGAAAGAGGAAGAAAGACAGUGUUUAUCAGAGCUAGGGAAUGAGCAGGCCACUCCUGGACGAGAUCAAAAGUCAUCCCGUAGAGAAUCAGAGAUUUAACCUUCGGCUGUUGCUCGUCUAGUUUGUUUUUGGAUGCAGAGCAAUGCAAGUGUUGCAUAAAGAGCCCUAUGACUGUCAUCCUACUGACACGAGGAUACCACUACAGGAGGAGAAACAGCAGAACUGAUCCCUGUUAGACAAGCAGGGAUGAAACUCAUUGCACUUCUCACAGGAUUAACUCUUUUGCUUCCCUGAGAUGGUUAUGAAGCUUUAUCAAAUGCAAAGAAAACUGUCAUGUUUCAAUUUGCAGAUGAUUCUAGUAAUAAAGUGCAUGACAAUAAUAUAGUUUUGUAUGAAUAUUUUAAGACAUGUUUCAUAGUUUUGUUGGGACUAUCUGUAGGUGCUGUUCACCGUCCGCAAAUAUACAAUUUGCAAAUGAGUGUGGAGUGAAACUGACACUUUGCAGAUGACAUUUAGAAAACUAAAGUGUGGGAAUAUUUCUCCAGAUUGAUUUAGUAAAAACAGAGGUGUAGCUCAACAGCGUAUUUUAAUCUUAUUGAUAUAAUUUAUGUGUAUAAUAAGACUCUAAAUAUUAUACGUUAUACAAUGUCCAUGGAUGACGUGGUUAGUUGGCAUACAUACAACUGGACUCCAUGAGAAGGUAGUUUUCUAAAUAUUUCCAUCAGAAAAAGGGAAAACACAGUUGAUGGUGCAUUGUAUGUCAUUUAAGCAUGAUGACAGGGAAACUACUCUGUCUUUAAAUUUCAGCCAGAGGGAAACAUUUGACCUGAAUAAGUGUUAAACAUUUCAGAGUGCCUGCUUGCACCAAAGUGAGAAUAAUCACACUGCAGUAUUUUGGCUAUUUACACGUUAUUACAGAUCCCACUGCAUGCUGUGAUUGGCUAGAGCUCGUCAUGUUGACACCUCUAGGUCAGAAACAGUUAGGAUUAGGGCAAAGAGGUCAUAGGGGUAAUACCAGCUAAUCUUAGAUAUUCUGGGAUUAAAGUGGUGAAUUACAAGAGAAAACUCAUAAAUGUACGGCCAGAGAUUCAGGUGACAUAGUUUUCGACGACAGUCCAUGGCAGUAAUAAGAUAUGGUGGAUAAAUGGGUUAAACACUGGACUUUCAUGAAACAAACUGGGGUUUGAGUCCCAUUUGAGUUAGUGUUGUCUUAUUUUUAGACUUAGUUGACUUAUUAUUUCAGUUUUUAGGAUGCAUAAAGCUGCUGAAUGCACACUGUGUACAUAAACCUUAGCAGAAUAGAUUAAUAGACCUGUUUGUGUUAACUUCAUAUUUAUAUGUUGUUAGGAUGCCCAAUAAUGCACACUGGGCUGGAUAUAGCAUUUUUGGCUAUGGACAUCUGGAUGCUUGUCUCUGCCAUGAUGCUACAUAGGCUACACCUGGCAGUAAAUAUCCACAACAGCUACUCCACCCCAAGUGCAAAUAGCACUGUUGUCUAUGGACACCCCUGGGUACAAAUAGCAUCUGUCUAUAUAUUUUCUUACUCAACAGUUUACCAGGAACAUUGCGACUUUGAGCAAACACUAACUGAGCAAGCAUUUGCUAAGCCCCACUCCCCUAGGUAAUUCUUACAAUAUCUGUCAAACUUUCUGUUCUCCCACGGCAACAGUUUACAAUACUGAUCGACAGAGGUAUUUUCUGACACAAUGGGUCCUUGAUUUCAGGCAGUGGUAGACAAAAACAGGCUUAUCAUGUCGUUCAUCCCUUCAUCCGUCCAGUCUAUGGUCCCAACAAACUCACACCGUCACUGAAAUGGCUCGACUCUGUCAUUAAACCCCUUAAUAGCAGUUAGCCCUGUCACUGUGUGAGUGGCCAUACUCCUGCAGCUGGAGCUACAACACAUACAGUCUGUGGUGGGGUGAAGUCAAGUGUGAUGUAUUUGACGGAGAUGGUAGUGCAGUGUGCCGAGAUGCCACCAAAACGUUUUAAAGUAUGUGCCACUCCAUUCACAUUAUGGGUAUUGAAUAAAGUAUUGGUAUCACUUUAAGGGUACUGGUAUUGGUACUGGUAUUGUAAUUGUAACAAUAUCCAGCCCUAAAGAUCAGACUGUUAUUUCACUCUAACAUAACUCUAUUUAGCUCAUCUUAUUUUGCUUAGCUUGCAUAGGCCUACUAACAUAUUACACUUAUGGUUUCUUUUUCAUAUUUCCAAAUUGUACUGUAUGUUAACAUUACAAGAAAAAAAAAAGCUUUUAAUAUCAAGACUAACAAUAACACUUUCUCAGGUAAUGUUGGCUGAAGUUGCUGGAGUGUAAACCAACCCAAAUCCAACAGUAGGACAGGCUGAUGUGACUUCCACACAAAAAGCAAAUAAGCCAUUAAAAAAGGCUUUUUCGAAGUAAACUGUAACCCCAAACAAAAUAAAGCAUGUAAUAUGGUAGAUUAUGUUAUAUAAGUGCUGGGUGACUUUCAUGAUAAAUUUAAUGAGUUUUCAGACCCUUUUUGCGACUUAAUUUUGUAAAAGCAACAAAAUCAGUGACUUAUUUCGACGGUUAAGAAAAAAAAGCAACGAAUACGUUAUAAUUUAUUCACAUGCAUGCUGCUUAAAGUAAUCGCAGUCCACAGCUCUUCAGCGUGGGAUCUCUCCCCCUCUCUCCUCUUGCCCUGUGCACAGGCAGUCAGUAGGUGUGAGCAGGACAGGCAGGAGGAGAGGAGAUGCCGCUCACCACAGAAGUGGGAGUUCAGUUGUAAUUCUUCUCAUAUGCAAUAUGUAUUCUAAAGGGAAAUAAAAACACAGCUGUACACUAUCUCUAUAAUUUACAGAUGAGACCUUUUCUCCUUAUAUGUGCACAAAAUUAAAAAUAACCAAAGACAACAAGCACCUCAAAGUUCAGCCCUUUCUGUGACCACAAGACAUAAAAACACAGUAUGAACAGGAGAAUCUAACUAAAACCCCUCACAUAUUGGUAAUCAAAGACUUAACACAUAAUUUUUAGAGCCUCCACAGACAAUCUAAUUAAAGUAAUCUGAAAUGAAACUGUCACAUAGGCCCACAAGGCUCGUGGGAGACAGAGUGGAGUAAUACUGUAUCAGAUCUGUGCUCUAUAUUAAGUUAAAAGGCCAAAGAAAAAAAAGCCCACAAAUAUUGACCAAAGGGAAAUCUUGAUUUAACACGAAAUUCAGUGCUGAGAAUAUAUAUUCUUCGAUAUGAAGCCAACAUAUUAAUGACUCUUGAAUGUUUUGGAUGCUUGUGGGACAUGUUUCUCACAUUUACAGGUUUGUUGGCCACUUGUGACAAAGAAAUAUAUUUUGUGACAUAUUAACAACUCAAAUUUAGAUGCAUUUUUGUGUCAUUAUAAUGUCAUAAUAAAUGUUAUAUCUGAUAAUAGCCUACAUUUUAUGCUAGGAUUUAAAAUGUAUAUAUGAUGAAAAAUGAAUUUGAAGAAGUAAGAAAUCAGUUUUAAGAUUGUGUCACAAUAAAAAAAAAUACCAGGAAACUAGUGCAAACAAAUCAAAUCAUACCCGGAGAUAACAUUUUGGCAUAUUAUUAAAGUAUAUUAAUGUGAAAAACUUUGCUUAAUCCUGUGUUUGGUACAGGCAUACACUGAACGCCCUAGUUUCACUUUGACCUGCUUGUGUUGUGGCAGAUCACACACAUGAAAACCCAGAAAAAAAUGUUGGCCUUGUACAUUUCUGCAAACCACAGAUAAGUUAUAUUUGCAUGUUAUGAUAUAGCAGAUGCAUUUAAAUUUUUUCAACAACGCUGUGGUGUUUAUGCACAAAACCCACUUGGUUAUGAUUAGGAUCAUGUUUUGGCUUAAAAUACUGGGUUUUGGGGGCACAAUCCUCGCCAGAAAUGCA